Molecule: messenger RNA, 210 nt
Organism: Dibothriocephalus latus
Lineage: Eukaryota; Metazoa; Platyhelminthes; Cestoda; Diphyllobothriidea; Diphyllobothriidae
Source: the annotation of a GenBank genome assembly
AUGGUUUUCUCGAGUAUAGCCCUGUCGGAACGCUUAAUAGCCUCUUCCUCGUUCCUCUAUUUCCCUCCCAGAGGCCGCGAGAUAUUCCAGGCAGCACUGAAACAGACGAAAAUGGUCCUCCAAGUGCUGCCCUACGUCGACGGCUGCAGUUUCAUCAAUCUGGCCGACGACCCCGCCUCCGUCACCAAGCCGCGCGUUUUGCGUCUGAAC